Molecule: messenger RNA, 822 nt
Organism: Vigna radiata var. radiata (mung bean)
Lineage: Eukaryota; Viridiplantae; Streptophyta; Magnoliopsida; Fabales; Fabaceae
Exons: 1
Coding region: 55-681 (208 amino acids)
Source: RefSeq, a predicted model, not a curated record
UCUCUCUCUCUCUCUCUCUCUCUCUCUCUCUCUCUCUCUCUCUGCAACGCUCCAAUGGCUAACAAAAACGAAGAACAGCAGCAGAGCACAACGAGAUCAUCGAUCAUGGAGUGGAAGCACAUGCACCCACUUCACCAAAUCGCUGAAACACCCACGCACAAGCUCCUCCUGAAGCAGUGGCUGAAAGAAGAGGAACUCAUCAAUACCCGCAUAGCGCUGAAGGAGACUCAAAUAGAUUCUACGCGCAAAGAGAUCACCACACUCUACAUCUUCUUCUUCCUCUUCCACUCCACCACUCUCAUGCUCCUCUUCAACUCUUCACAAUCAUCACCGUCUUCUUCCUGUCACAGGUCAUGGUUCCCUUCACUUUGCUCUCUGCUAUUCUCGCUCGGAGUGAUGUGGGCCCUGCGCUACAAAAGCGCUGUGGAGGCUCACAUGGAGAGGAUGCUGGUGCGGGAGAAGGAGGACAAAGGGUUACUGGGUAAGUGCGUGGAGGAGUUGAAGAAGAAAGGGUUGGAGUUUGAUUUGAUGAAGGAAGUGGAUGCUUUGAGGAGAGCCAAGAGUUUGAGAGUGGAGACCAAAGAUGUUAGGAAAUGGUCUUCAAGGGACUUUGUUUUCUUGUUUUUCUUCUCCAUGGCUUGCUUCUCUCUUGUUCUCACAAGGGUCAUCUUAUGCAGUUAGAAAGUGUCAACUACUAUUACCAUUACCAUUAUUGCAAGGGUCGCAGUUGCAGAAUGUACUGUUCUGCUUUUAAAUGUGUAAUUUCGGCAUACUAUAUUGAACUUGUGGAAUAAAGUUAUAGUUUAGUUUCAAUUCUGAUCA